AUGUCAACCAAUCUGAAUUCAGAAUCAAUUACAAAUCAAGAUACCCAAGUUGAUCCAAGUAUUCAUAAAUUUGAAAAUGAUGUUUUAUUAAAUGAAAAUGUUUCAAAAUUAGCUUUGACAAAAGUUAAUGGUCCUUAUCAAAUACAUUUUGAAUAUUGGAAACAAUUUUUGAUGAUAAUGAAAGAAGAUCCAUCAUAUAAUGUUAACAAUAAGUUAAUUAAACAUUUAGAAUUUGUUGAACAUAAUGCUGGUACUACUACAUUGACAACAGAUAAAUCAAUGUUAAAAUUUUCAUUAUUUACCUUUGAAAAAGUUUUACAACUUGCUUAUGGUAAUAAUAAUUUUUCAUCUGGAGAAAUUUUAAAUGGAGUUAACUUGAAUGAUUCAGGAAAUGAAUUUGAAGAAUCAACCAAAGUAGAUGAAAAAUCAACAAAAGAAGAUGAGUUUAACAUGAAAUUUAUGGAAUUUGAAAAAAAAGUGUCUGAAAAAGGUUCAUUAGCGCUUAAUAAAAUACAAGCAGCAUUUGCAUCAUAUUUUGAAAAUUUACCCGAAGGUGAUAGAACUAUCUUUAGUGAAUACAUUAGUUUGGGUUUUGAAGAAGUUAUGGAAAAAGUCAAGGAAGUGUAUAAAAACAACCUUAUACAAAGAGGUGCUUCUGCUUAG
Messenger RNA from Lodderomyces jiufengensis, 663 nucleotides. RefSeq lists its product as uncharacterized. The coding region runs from base 1 to 663 and encodes 220 amino acids. The transcript has a single exon. NCBI's taxonomy places the organism in Eukaryota, Fungi, Ascomycota, Pichiomycetes, Serinales, Debaryomycetaceae. The record is from RefSeq and is a predicted model, not a curated record.